Molecule: messenger RNA, 718 nt
Organism: Halteromyces radiatus
Lineage: Eukaryota; Fungi; Mucoromycota; Mucoromycetes; Mucorales; Cunninghamellaceae
Product: GNL3L/Grn1 putative GTPase-domain-containing protein
Exons: 3
Coding region: 238-468 (76 amino acids)
Source: RefSeq, a predicted model, not a curated record
UUUUUUUUCAUUUUCUUCUUCUUUUCUUUCCUUUUUCACCUAGUUAACCCUUUUUCUAUUGUAUUGAUAAUAACAUGGACUUGAAAUAGGUUUCCUUUUUUUUUCUAAUAUAAUAAUAGUCGAUCAAUUGAUGCCGAUGUUGUAACCCCGCUGUGGCUUUUUCCUCUCUCUUGAACAAUACCCAUUUGGACCAAUAAAACUUUUUUUUUUCCUUCCUUCUUUAUCUCACAACAUAAUAUGGUACCUAAAAAAUAUAAAAGCAAGCGAGGAACAGCUAGAGAAAGAUAUAAGAUCGAAAAACGAGUUCGGGAACAUCAUCGAAAGUUAAGAAAGGAACAAAAGAAAAACCCACAUAAGAAAAGAGCUCCUAAAGAUCCUGGUAUUCCUAAUAGUUGGCCAUUCAAAGAAGAAUUAUUAAAUGAAAUGGAAAGACAUAAACAAGAUGUAAGUAACAAAAUAAAUAAAUAAAUAAAUAAUAAUAUAUUACUUUAUUUAUUUUAGUUGGAAGAACAAAAGAAAAAGGAACGACUUGCUCGGUUAGCACAAUCAGCAAAAGAUAAGAAGGCCAAACCAUUUGAAAAGAAAACAACAAAAUCAAAUCAAUCUUAGAUCAUCCCAUUCAAAUCAACAAUCAUGCAUUAUAUAUAUAUAUAUAUAUAUAUUUAUUUACAAUACGCAUCUCUCUCUCUCUCUCUCUCUUUAUUAUAUAAUUUGUUUU